Molecule: messenger RNA, 477 nt
Organism: Mercenaria mercenaria
Lineage: Eukaryota; Metazoa; Mollusca; Bivalvia; Venerida; Veneridae
Product: oocyte zinc finger protein XlCOF15-like
Exons: 4
Coding region: 1-477 (158 amino acids)
Cellular component (GO): nucleus
Source: RefSeq, a predicted model, not a curated record
AUGGGGGCCGGAGAGCCCGAUCUGGGUGAGAAAAUGUUUGUCUGUGCUCUAUGCGCUAAAGAAUAUAAAAGCAAGUCUGGCUUAAUUAAGAACGAGAAGAGGCAUGCGGGCGUUGGCAAGCAUAAAUGUCUUCAAUGUGGUAUGCUUGCCUUCUCCAGAAAAGACUUCGAGACGCACAUAGCGAGGCACAGCAAUGACAGACUAUAUGUAUGCACCAAAUGUGGCAAGACAUUUAAAACGCAAAAAGACAUGCAAGAUCACUCAAGGCUAGAGGACUCUGAUGGGAAAUAUGAGUGUGACACCUGCGGGUCAAAGUACAAGAAGAAAUCGGACCUAACGGAGCAUGUGAGAAAACAUAGUGGAGAGAAACCUGAAAGAUGCAUCGAAUGUGGGAAGUGUUUCCGGUUCAAGAACAAUCUCCGUAGACAUUUAAAGACACAUGCAAAAGGACCGCAGGCUGGUACAAGUGGCAUGUAA